Sabethes cyaneus is the source of this 789-nucleotide messenger RNA. RefSeq lists its product as uncharacterized. The record is from RefSeq and is a predicted model, not a curated record. The transcript has 3 exons. Bases 1 to 789 code for a protein of 262 amino acids. Lineage: Eukaryota; Metazoa; Arthropoda; Insecta; Diptera; Culicidae.
AUGCACGAGUACGGUUUACCGGACAAACUGGCGCAGCUGAUCAAAGUUACGCCGGAACGAGUGAUACCCGCCCAGUUAGCUCCGGGGUCGCAGUACAAAACACAAACACAAAUUGGAGUACCAAGUUGCAACCCGUUCUUUCAACUGGAGAACGUCACGACGAAAUUCGUAAGAAGAGCAGCAGUGGGAAAUAUGAGCUAUGGAACGCCAAGAUGCGAAGCUGGUACGGACGAGGCUUUCGUAGUAUUUGCAGUGGCCAUCGCAAUUGUGGCUGGUGCUGCUGUCGAGAAAAAGGAAGCGGAACAGUCUGCAGCCCCAGCUGAAGGAGAGAAGAAACAAGACAAGCGUGGCCUGUGGGAUUUGGGCUACGGAUACGAUUCGCAUGGUUGGGAUUCAUCGCUGAAGUUGUCGCACGGAUGGGAAGAUCCUCACCAUGUAACCACCAUCAUCAAGAAAGAACACGUCCCAGUUCCCUAUGAGGUCGAGAAACACGUGCCGUACCCCGUGAAGGUCCCAUACCCAGUGACCGUCGAGAAGCACGUUCCAGUUGUUGUCGAAAAGAAGGUCCCAGUGUACGUCGAGAAACCAGUGGCCUACCCAGUCAAGGUCCCCGUCAAGGUCAAGGAAUACAUUGAGGUCCCCAAGCCAUACCCAGUGCAUGUUGAGAAACCAUACCCAGUCAUCGUGAAGAAGCCGGUGGUCGUCGAGAAGCACGUCCCAGUGUAUGUUAAGUCCCACGGCUGGGAACCUCAUAGCCACUCGUACUCCGAAUUCCACUCGUACCAUUAA